Messenger RNA from Thamnophis sirtalis, 4276 nucleotides. Lineage: Eukaryota; Metazoa; Chordata; Lepidosauria; Squamata; Natricidae. The record is from RefSeq and is a predicted model, not a curated record.
GCAACGGCUGCUGAGAUGUGGGAAUCCCAGGCUACUAGUAGCCGAUGAGGUCCGAAACCUAGAGGUCUCCUCUAGCCACGGCUCACUUGUUUUUCCCACGACCCCCGUGACACGUGUCUCCCGCCUUCCAGAGCACGAUCGACUUAUGCUUUCCAGAAUUCCUUGGAAGGGCUUUUGGAGAGACAGCGGAGACCAGUUGACCGGCGGUGCCAGUGGCUGAAAGAUCCCUUCUGAUCCUGGCAGAGGAGAAGCAGCAGGAAAAGUCCCAGGUUCGGAGGCCCUUCCAGGAAUGGGGAGUAAUUGGAUGGAUCGCACAAAUCUUUCUCAGCUUUCUUUCAGAGGGAUCCCCGAGGAUAAAAGUCAGGAUACCUCACUAGUGGAGAACAUAGGAUCAUCGUUCUUCAGUGAGUCAUCUCCUUCUAUGGGUGGAACUGAAAGUGCCACUGGAUUCCCGAUUCAGGGUCCUGUGUCCUUUGGGGAGGUGGCCAUCCAUUUCAACAAUGAAGAAUGGCUGCUGCUUGAUCCCAGCCAGAAAGCCCUGUAUCAAGAAGUCAUGUUGGAAACGUCUAGAAUGGUGACCUCUUUAGCAUCUGAUGUGCAGAAGAAGAAAAACGACCAAGAACCAAAUUUGGUGCACUUGCAAAUAAUCAAAACUAAAAUUCCUGAGGAGACCUCUAAACGUAAGUGGGGAGGGAGGAAACAUGAAAAGAAGCACAAUCGGAGAGAAAAAUCUAUUCUUGAAUGUGUGGAAAUGGAUCAUUUCCUGACCGAAAGUGAUUCCAAAGAAAAUAUGGGGAAAUCUCAAAGUAGAAAAAGAUUCAAAGCAAAGCCCAAUGUUAGUAACCGCUGCAAAACUGAAAAAAGCUCCAGCAUUAAUAAUGUUACUUCACAUAAAAUGAACCAGGCAAGCGAGAAGCCCUACAACGUUGUGGACUGUGGAAAAAGUGUUGGGUGGAGGGAUCAUUUAACUUCUCAAAAAAGAGUACAUUCAGGGGGCAAACGCUAUAAGUGCCUAGAGUCUGGAAAGAACUUCAGGUACAGAGCGCAUCUGAAAUCCCACAAAAGGAACCAUACAGCAGGAAAACCUUAUAAAUGGGUGGAUUGUGGAAAAAGGUUUAAUGUGAAGAGUUCCCUUACAUCCCAUCAAAGGAUACAUACUGGAGAAAACCCCUUUAAAUGCAUAGAAUGUGGAAAGAGCUUCAGCAGUAGUAGUUACCUGAUAUGCCACAAAAGGAUCCAUUCAGGGGAAAAACCUUAUAAAUGUGUGGAUUGUGGACAAAUGUUCAGUAUGAAGAAUUCUCUUACUUACCAUAAAAGGAUGCAUACUGGAGAAAAACCCUUUAAAUGCCUACAGUGUGGGAAGAGCUUCAGCACUAGUAGUUACCUGAUAUGCCAUAAAAGGAUCCAUUCAGGGGAAAAACCCUAUAAAUGCAUGGAAUGUGGAAAAAGCUUCAGCUGGAAGAAUUCUCUUAUUUACCAUAAAAGAAUGCAUACUGGAGAAAAACCCUUUAAAUGCAUACAAUGUGGGAAGAGCUUCAGGACUAGUAGUUACCUGAUAUGCCAUAAAAGGAUCCAUUCAGGGGGAAAACCCUAUAAAUGUUUAGACUGUGGAAAAACCUUCAGGACAAACACUUCUUUUACUAUGCAUAAACGGAUCCAUAUGGGAGAGAAACCCUUUAAAUGCAUAGAGUGUGGGAAAAGAUUUAAAAAGAGUGCCAGCCUCGCUACCCAUAAAUUGAUCCAUAGGGGAGAGAAACCCUUUAAAUGCAUAGAGUGUGGAAAGUGCUUUAGGCAGAAUGGUGGCCUUGCUUCCCAUCAAAGGAUUCAUAUGGGAGAGAAACCCUAUAAGUGUAUAGAGUGUGGAAAGACCUACAGAAAUAGAAAUCAACUGACAUCCCACAAAAGGAUCCAUUCAGGUGAAAAACCUUAUAAAUGCACCGAGUGUGGAAAACCCUUCAGGACUUGCAGUUCCCUUGCUUCCCAUAAACGGAUCCAUACAGGAGAGAAACCCUAUAAAUGCACGGAGUGUGGAAAAAGCUUCAGUGUAAAGUGUUCUCUUACUUCUCAUAAAAGGAUCCACACAGGAGAAAAACCAUAUAAAUGCCUAGACUGUGAGAAGAGCUUCACCCAAAGCAGUAGCCUUGCUUCCCAUAAACGGAUCCACACAGAAGAAAGAUCCUAUAAAUGCAUGGAGUGUGGAAAAAGCUACAAAAACAGCAGUUACCUGACUUUCCAUCAACGGCUCCACACAGGAAAUAAAUCCUAUACAUGCCUGGAGUGUGGAAAGAGCUUCGCUAUAAAAACUUCUCUUACUGUUCAUGAAAGGCUCCACACGGGAGAGAAACCCUAUAAAUGUCUAGAGUGUGGGAAGAGUUUCAGCCAAAGUAGUCACUUGAGUUUCCAUAACAAGAUGCAUACAGGGGAAAAACCUUAUAAGUGCACAGACUGUGGAAAAACCUAUGCUACCAGUAGCCAUCUGACUUACCAUAAAAGGUCCCACACAGGAGAGAAACCUUAUAAAUGCCUAGAAUGUGGAAAGAGCUUCAGUGAUAAACGUUCCCUUACUUCCCAUAGCAGGAUCCACACAGGAGAGAAAUCAUAUGUAUGCAAUGAAUGUGGAAAGAGUUUAAGUACAAGCAAAUCCCUUAGUUACCAUAUUAGUACCCAUACGCGGAAGAAAUUGCAUUAAUGCACAGAAUGUGGAAAGAGCUUCAGAUUAAGAAGUCACCUUACUUCUCAUAAGAGGAUCCACAUGGAGGGGAAAGAAUAGAAAUGUACAGAGUGUGGAAAGAGCUUCAGUAUGAAUUGUUCCCUUACUUCUCAUAAAAGGAUCCAUACUGGAGAAAAACCCUUUAAAUGCCUGGAAUGUGAAAAGAGCUUCAGGCAAAGUGGUGACCUUACGUCCCAUAAAAGGAUCCAUACAGGAGAGAAACCAUAUAAAUGUCUGGAGUGUGGAAAGAGCUUCAGUAUGAAUUGUUCCCUUACUUCUCAUAAACGGAUCCACACAGGAGAGAAACCAUAUAAAUGUCUGGAGUGUGGAAAGAGCUUCAGUAUGAAUUGUUCCCUUACUUCUCAUAAACGGAUCCACACAGGAGAGAAACCCUUUAAAUGCAUAGAAUGUGGGAAGAGCUUCUGUCAAAGCAGUACGCUGGCUUCCCAUAAAAGGCUCCACACAGGGGAAAAGCCCUAUACAUGCAAGGAGUGUGGAAAGUGCUUUAGGAACAGUAGUUAUCUGAACUCUCAUAAAAGGAUUCACACGGGGGAGAAACCCUAUAAAUGCACGGAAUGCGGAAAGAGUUUCAGUAUAAAAAGUAAUCUUACUUCUCAUAAACGGAUCCACACAGGAGAGAAACCCUUUAAAUGCAUAGAAUGUGGGAAGAGCUUCUGUCAAAGCAGUACGCUGGCUUCCCAUAAAAGGCUCCACACAGGGGAAAAGCCCUAUACAUGCAAGGAGUGUGGAAAGUGCUUUAGGAACAGUAGUUAUCUGAACUCUCAUAAAAGGAUUCACACGGGAGAGAAACCCUAUAAAUGCACGGAAUGCGGAAAGAGUUUCAGUAUAAAAAGUAAUCUUACUUCUCAUAAAAGGAUUCAUACAAAUGAGAAACCAUUUAAAUGCAUAGACUGUGGGAAGGGCUUCUGUCAAAGCAGUACACUUGCUUCCCAUAAACGGGUUCAUACAGGAGAGAAACCCUAUAAAUGCAUGGAGUGUGGAAAGAGCUUCAGGAACAGCAAUUACCUGAACGCCCAUAAAAGGAUCCACACAGGAGAGAAACCCUAUAAAUGUAUAGAAUGUGGGAAGAGCUUCAACCAAAGCAGUCAGCUUAUUUCCCAUAACAGGAUCCAUACAGGGGAAAAACCUUAUAAGUGCACAGACUGUGGAAAGACUUUUAUUGUUUGUGGCCAGCUGACUUAUCAUAAAAGGUCCCACACAGGAGAGAAACCCUAUAAAUGUUUGGAAUGUGGAAAGGAUUUCUGUUACAGCCGUUCCCUUACUUCUCAUAAAAGGGUUCACACCAGGGAGAAAUCAUAUGUUUGCAAUGAAUGUGGGAAGUGUUUGAGUACAAGCAGCUCCCUUACUUACCACAUUAGUACGCACAUACGGAAGAAAUUGUAUCAGUGCACAGAAUGUGGGAAGAAUUUCAGAUUGAAAACUCACUUUACGUCUCAUAGAAGGAUCCACACGGGGAAGAAAUCUUAUGAAUGUAUGGAAUAGUAAUAGCACUUGGACUCAUAUAGUGGCACACAGUGCUUUAUAGCACUCUGAGUGGUUUACAAU